CAGGUGUCGUGUCCUGAACUCAACGACUCCAAGUGGAUCGCCCUUUGUAUCUACAACGUCGUUGUGCUCAGUCCGGUGGGUGUGGUGGUCGUCAUGGCGACGGAGGACAAACCGGAAAUCAACUACGCCCUCGAGUCCAGCAUGAUCCUGCUGGUCACC
Messenger RNA from Lymnaea stagnalis (great pond snail), 159 nucleotides. The record is from the annotation of a GenBank genome assembly. Lineage: Eukaryota; Metazoa; Mollusca; Gastropoda; Lymnaeidae.